AUGGUCAAACCAACAACCUGCUGUGGCCGCUCAUCCGAGUGCGUCUGCGCCCAGAAAGCUACCUGCUCGUGCGGCAAGCACUCUGCCAUGAACUGCACCUGUGAGAAGAAGUCCACCGAGAACACCAUCCAGGGCGCUCGUUGCUCAUGCCGCGCCCGCCCCGCCGGAGAGUGUACGUGCGACCGUGCGGACACCGAGAACGCGAAGCCUUCGGGAUCCACUUGCGCCUGCGGCCAGCGAAGUGCGGGAUCGUGUACCUGCGAGAAAGCCGCUGAUGGAGGCCUCCUCCCGGGCGAGGUCGACUUUACCACCAAGGCUUAA
Exophiala aquamarina CBS 119918 is the source of this 321-nucleotide messenger RNA. RefSeq lists its product as uncharacterized. Lineage: Eukaryota; Fungi; Ascomycota; Eurotiomycetes; Chaetothyriales; Herpotrichiellaceae. The transcript has 2 exons. Bases 1 to 321 code for a protein of 106 amino acids. The record is from RefSeq and is a predicted model, not a curated record.